Molecule: messenger RNA, 3206 nt
Organism: Pseudoliparis swirei
Lineage: Eukaryota; Metazoa; Chordata; Actinopteri; Perciformes; Liparidae
Product: amyloid-beta A4 precursor protein-binding family A member 3
Exons: 11
Coding region: 180-2414 (744 amino acids)
Biological process (GO): chemical synaptic transmission
Cellular component (GO): cytoplasm; plasma membrane; dendritic spine
Molecular function (GO): amyloid-beta binding; protein binding
Source: RefSeq, a predicted model, not a curated record
UCACGCUCACGCGAGGUCAAAGGGAUUAUGUGAGUUUGCGGCUGGUUUUAUUUUUAUUUUAGGAUGACAAAUAAAACAAAGUCAAAGUUUUGGAAGAGCCUGACACCCCCCUCGCCUCCUCGAGGAGUCUCCGCACAAAGAGCCCGGAGAGGGCAGCAGAAGCCGGGCGUCCUCUCAUCAUGGACUCGGACGUCUGCCCCGCCGACCCGCCGGCCUCGUGUUCUGCUCCUGUUGACGAGGCCUUGAAGCUCGAGAUGAUCCGACGCCACGCCGUGGCAGCUCCACGAGGGCCAGAGGUGGAGGACUCCUUCAACCUGAUGGAGCCUCCUCCGUUAGACUGGAGGUCCGACUCCUCCAGCGAGGCGGGCGACCUGGACCACACCGGCUGCCCUCCUCUGGCCUCUCCUCCUCUGGCCUCUCCUCCUCUGGCCUCUCCUCCUCUGGCCUCUCCUCCUCUGGCCUCUCCUCCUCUGGCCUCUCCUCCUCUGGCCUCACCUCCUCUGGCCUCUCCUCCUCUGGCCUCUCCUCCUCUGGCCUCACCUCCUCUGGCCUCUCCUCCUCUGGCCUCUCCGCCUCUGGCGUCUCCUCCUCUGGCCUCUCCUCCUCUGGCGUCUCCUCCGGACGUGGACCAGCGGGAGCUCGUGAGAAACGUCUCGGUCCAGGAUGUUGAGGAGGACCUGGAGGAGGCAGGUGAGGAGCAGCUGAGGGUGGAGGACUUGGCGGUUGUUGGGGAUGAUCUCAGUGAUGUGGAGAACACCGUCGGGGAGCAGGAGGUGGAGGUCGCUCCCAGAAGGUCAGGGGAUGAGGACCACAGCCGCAUCCACACCUUGCUUAGCCAGCUCCACCUGAUGGGGGAGGAGCCUCGUCACCCGGGCCAGCACCGGCUGUCAGAGCGUGAAGCGUGCGCCGCCGCCCGCCUCUCACCGGACCCCUCCGAGACCACCGGGCUGCUGUUCUCUGAAGGCCACCACCGAGACCUGCUGGGCCUGCUGCAGUUCGGCGAGCCGGGCGGCGCCGCUCAGAGCGCCGCCCGGCCGCCCCUCAGAGGGGACAUGGACGCCGUGGUGUCGGUGUCCUACAGCCAGGAGGACGCUCGACGGUUCUGGGGGCGCCGUGGGAACGGCCAGCGGCAGCGGGAGGACUCGCUCUCCUCCUUACCCGACGAGGAGUACCCUGAGCCCGUGUGGAUGAAGCUGGGGGAGGAGCCUCCAGAGGAAGAGGAGGAGGAGGCAGCGGAGGGCAAGCAGAGUGCCGAUCAGCCCUCGUAUAAAGACGUGCCCGGCCCCUGUGAUCCUGAGGAUCUGCUGGACGGAGUGAUCUUUGGGGCCAAGUACCUGGGCUCCACUCAGAUAAAGUCGGAGAAGAAGCCGUCCACCAACGCCCGGAUGACGCAGGCGCAGGAGGCCGUGGACCGCAUCAAGGCUCCGGAGGGCGAGUCCCAGCCCAUGACGGAGGUGGAUCUGUUCAUCUCCACCCAACGCAUCAAAGUCCUGACGGCCGACACGCAGGAAGCCAUGAUGGACCACGCGCUGCAGAUGAUCUCCUACAUCGCAGACAUCGGGAACAUCGUGGUGCUGAUGGCACGGAGGAAGCGUAAAGGCCAGGACGCUGACUCCGCCCCCAACUCCUCCUCCGCCGCCGGUCAGAAGAAGUGCCUAAUGGUCUGCCACGUCUUCUCCUCCUCCGACGCCCAGGUCGUAGCCCAGGCCAUCGGCCAGGCCUUCGGCGUGGCCUACCAGCAGUUCCUUCAGGCCAGCGGCAUCAAGGCCAGCGACCUGCGGCCCAGAGAGUACAGCGACUACCUGGAGAGUCAGGAGCUCUACAACGGAGACCUGGCCCACUUCUCCGACUCGCAGAACAUCAGAGACGUCGCCAUCACCAAGGCGUCGGGGGAGAUCUUGGGCCUGGCCGUGGUGGAGUCGGGGUGGGGCUCCAUCCUGCCCACCGUGGUGGUGGCCAACCUGCUCCACGGAGGCCCAGCGGAGCGCUGCGCAGAGCUCAGCAUCGGGGACCGCAUCAUGUCUGUGAACGGCACCAGCCUGGUGGGUCUGCCCAUCACCACGUGCCAGAACAUCAUCCGGGACCUGAGAAGCCAAAAGUACGUGAAGCUCAGCAUCGUGCACUGCCCGCCGGUUACCAUGGCGAUCAUCAGGAGGCCGGAUCCCAAGUUCCAGCUGGGCUUCAGCGUGGAGGACGGCAUCAUCUGCAGCCUGAUGCGCGGCGGCAUCGCCGAGCGAGGAGGCAUCCGCGUCGGCCACCGCAUCAUCGAAAUCAACACGCAGAGCGUCGUCGCCACGCCGCACGACAAGAUCAUCCAGAUCCUCACCAACGCCGUCGGGGAGAUCCACUUGAAGACCAUGCCAGCCUCAACGUAUCGACUCCUCACGGGGCAGGAGCAGCCCGUGUUCCUCUGAGCUCUUCCUGGUCAAGCAACACAAACUUUUGCCAAACUCAGAAGAUAUUAUGCAAAUCCUCAAACGGCACAUGAGCUGCUGUUGUCACGCCACUCGACACAACAGACUGGUCUGGUAUUUGUAAGAUGUAAAGUGCAUUGUUAUAUUGUAAAGCAUAUUUUCAAGAGAUGGACGGUAGCUUUCUGCUCAUAUUUAACGAUGCAGAUGAAAUGCAAUAAUUCAUAAGCAGAAUAUAUUUUGACGUCACUAACUUUGUACCUGUUGAGUGCUGUGCUCUCCAGUUGUCUGCAGACUGCUGUGCUGCCAGUGUGCCUGAGCUCAGUGUGCUUUGGGAAUUGUUCUAGAAUAAGAACAAGUGUUUUUCAUCAUGAUAUACUUCUACACAUGUGUAUCAAUACAUUAGAGCGCUCUGGUUCGUUUUUACAAUGCUUCCCUGAAUGUGCCUGAUAUGAGGCCGAUAUGCACAAUAACAGGUAAACUGCCUUAACUUUGCAUACUUUUAGAAAUUUGCUGGUUUGGAUGUUUAUUAAAAUGAUAUGUAAGAUAUCUUGAUGUUAUUUAUUGAGAUUCAGUUACAAAGUUGCUUUUUCUAUGUUAAUACCUUUAUACAUCCGAGUUGGAGCUACUGUACAAUUUAAUAUGUUGUCUUUGCAAUAUAUGUAAUUGAAAAAUAUAUCAAAAUUGAUAAUAGCACAGUUCUUCGAAACAAUUGCAACUUAAUAUAUCUCCUGCUCUUUUACAAGUAUACAAUGUAAUCGUAUGCUGCUUGUGCUAAUAAAGUAAUGUAUUUUA